This is a messenger RNA of Phaeodactylum tricornutum CCAP 1055/1, 1297 nucleotides long. RefSeq lists its product with no specific name. The coding region runs from base 38 to 1174 and encodes 378 amino acids. The record is from RefSeq and is a predicted model, not a curated record. Lineage: Eukaryota; Bacillariophyta; Bacillariophyceae; Surirellales; Neidiaceae. The transcript has a single exon.
CGACCUGGAGCAUCCGUGAACUUGUUUGAAUUCGUCAAUGGCAGAAAGAGAAGCAAAUCGACUUGACUGUGAGCCAACCUACCAAACGUCCGCUAUGAGAGAUUUGAAAACGCUCGCCCAAAUUUCUGUCUUGGCUGCGAGUGUAGUUACGGGACUGUCUUUUUCCCCACUAUCCAAGAGUAAGGCAACUUUUCCCGGUGUACUCUCUCCUAAGUCGUCCGCUUCCUCUUUGUCAGCAACCACGCCGACGUCCCCAUCGGCUAAAGCAUUUACUACCAAGAGAGCCCGCGACUUGAUGCAAUCCUUGGUGGAAGAAGAUAAGUGCUAUGUGACAGAAGCUGGUGCCAGAGCAUUUGCCGAAGUUUGUGCUCCGGACGUGUUGAUUGAAGAUCGCUUCUUUCCGCAGCCCUAUACGGGGAAAACAAAUGCAGCCGCAUACAUUAUGGAGCGCGUCGCCCAACGGAAAGGUAAGGGUGAAGUUCGCAUUGAUCGAAUUAGCGAUGGCGAUAUAGCUUGUGGAUUUGCUUGGACUUGGACAUGUGGCCAGGAAGAAGGAUUGCGCGGAACUACCUUCGUCGAACUCAACGAAAACGGCCAGAUCAAAUACAUCCAAGAAAUUCCCGAGCCGUUGUUCAAACCAGGAAAUCUGACCAAGGAAUUGCUCCGGGCCGUCACGCAAGGCGCGGAACCGAAGCCAACAGUGUCUUUUGAAAAGAAAGCGCCGACGGCCGCCAAUGAAGUGGCAAAGUACCUAUACGUCGACCUGCAAAACGCCGAACCCGAAGCCGGCACUGCCGAGCUCAUGCGAUUUCUUGCCGACGACAUUCUGUAUCGCGAUUUCAAUUUUCAAAAUCCUUUGACUAGUCCAGCCGAAGUGAAAGCCUUUGUCGAUGAUUUCUCGUUUCCUGGUAUUGAAUUUCGUCCCUUACGUUUUGACGACGGUGAUUUGAGUACUUGCUUUACGUGGGAAGUAGUAUUGGACGACGCACCAGAUACAGUCAAGGGAAUGAGUUUCUACGAGCUUGAUCCGGAAACCCGAAAGAUAGUGUACGUUCGGGAUGUGCCCGAGUCAGCCAUCAAGCCGCCGAUUCUGGGUAAGCUUGCGCGAGAUUUCCGACCAGGCUUGGGUGUCUUUCGAGGCGUUCCCCUUGGGAGUCGACCGGGAGGGAAAUAGCGAAGACACAGUCCGUAAUAUUUUCGGAUUCUCUUCUAUUUCAUCAAAGUAUCACCAGGCUUUCAAUAUUUUCAUUGUCUCUCCGAUGUUGCGGGAUUUCUCACUCCCUCACAAGGCACAGAU